Molecule: messenger RNA, 405 nt
Organism: Triticum dicoccoides
Lineage: Eukaryota; Viridiplantae; Streptophyta; Magnoliopsida; Poales; Poaceae
Exons: 1
Coding region: 1-405 (134 amino acids)
Source: RefSeq, a predicted model, not a curated record
AUGAGCCUGCUGCGGCUGUGGUACUACUGCGUGCUGUGUGCGUUGGCCGGGGCCAUCUUGUUCGCCACGCUCCGCUACAUGCCGGCCGUCGGCAGCGGCGCGGCCCUCUCCACCACCUCCGCCCUCGCCAUCGCGCCGGCGCCUGCCGGAGUCGUGGCGAGCGAGCACAGGAAGAGGAAGGGUAUGGCGCCGGCGCCGACGAAGGCGGCCGCGAAGGUGUUGACGAAGCCAAUGGAGGUGGUGGUGUUCAACUUCGGCGACUCCAACUCGGGCACUGGCGGGGUGGCGGCGAUAAGGUGGCUCUGCAUCGCGCCGCCGGAGGGGCGCGCGCCUUCUUUCCCCACUACUUCAUCUGUGAGUGCCUCCCUGUUCCCCUCCCCUCUCCUUCCGCCACCAAUUAAGUAG